AUGCUUCGUAGAUGUUAUAGAUCAAUAUUUUCACCUAAAUUCACAUCACCUAUUUCAUUUAAAAUAAAAUCUAUGUCAACAGACAUUUAUUCAAGAGAAAAAUUGCCAGAUUCUAUAAUUCCAAUAAAAUGCGAAACAUUACCUGAAACAAAACACAGAAACAUAAUGGAAAUAAUAAAGGAAGAAGGUUAUGCGAGACAGCCGGAUAAUCGAGCCAGGUUGUUUGUGAAAUGUAAAACAAGAAAAUUAGCAAAUAUUCUUAAACCAGGCGAUGUAGUAAAUGUUGAGUCAUAUGUUAGCAAGACUACUGAGAAAACCUCGUCAUUUGCCGGUGUUUGCAUAUCAAUUAAACGUCAAGGAAUAGAUACAAAUUUUACUUUACGUAAUAUUAUUUUAAAAGUUGGGGUUGAACAAAGAUUCUCUGCUUUUUCACCAAUGAUAAAAUCAAUUAAGAUUUUACACAAGACAGAAAAAAGAUUUAGAAGAGCUAAAUUAUAUUAUUUAAGAGAACAACCAGGAAAAGCCUUCCAAAUAAGCGCUUUCAUCCGACAAAACAAAUUAAAUGAAUGA
This is a messenger RNA of Entrophospora sp. SA101, 570 nucleotides long. Lineage: Eukaryota; Fungi; Glomeromycota; Glomeromycetes; Entrophosporales; Entrophosporaceae. The record is from the annotation of a GenBank genome assembly.